AUGAAAGCGUACAUGAAGAAACACGAUAUUUUUGGUCAAAGGAUAUUCAAGACAAAGAUGCGUGAAGUUGUAUUUCUACAUAAAACAUUAAUACUUGCACCACCAGAGAAGGUGAGAACCAAAGGAGCUAGUAAAAGGAAAAAAGAAUUUGAUACUUCUCUUGAUCCUUCAUAUUGGGAGUAUGUUGAUGCCUUUCAAGAAUCUGCAAAGCAACCAUCUCAACGUUCUGCAAGGCAAUCAUCUCAACUUUCUGCAAAUCAAUCAUCACAGUAUUCUGCAAGGCAACCAUUUCACAUACAUUUUCCUAUUUUUAUACAUCCGUAUAUUGAGAAGAUAAUAGAUGUUGUGUCUGAUGGAAAUUGUGGGUUUUGCGCAACUAUAGCAUUGUUAGGUUGGACAGAAGAAUCUUGGUCUUUAGUUCGAUCACAAUUAGAUAAAGAGAUUCAUCUACAUCAAGAUCUUUAUUCCAAUGUUUUUUAUGACAGUGUUGAAUCAGUGCGAAACUCAUUGAAAAUAUCAGGACUGGGUGCUCAAGGAAAAGAUAUGUGGAUGUCUAUACCAGACUUGGGUUACGUGAUAGCAACACUAUAUAAUGUCAUAUUGGUGUCGUUGCAUCGUAAUCUGAAUAUGACAUUCUUUCUGCUAAACAAAGCACCAUCGAAAGAGUCUUAUCUUUACUCUUUACUAGCAAUUGGAUUUGUCAAUGAAAAUCAUUGGCUACAGAUUAAAUUGAAGUCUCAUUGUCCUUUGCCACCUACUUCACAAAAUUGA
Molecule: messenger RNA, 771 nt
Organism: Cicer arietinum (chickpea)
Lineage: Eukaryota; Viridiplantae; Streptophyta; Magnoliopsida; Fabales; Fabaceae
Source: RefSeq, a predicted model, not a curated record